Emericellopsis atlantica is the source of this 1107-nucleotide messenger RNA. RefSeq lists its product as uncharacterized. The coding region runs from base 130 to 1035 and encodes 301 amino acids. The transcript has 3 exons. The record is from RefSeq and is a predicted model, not a curated record. NCBI's taxonomy places the organism in Eukaryota, Fungi, Ascomycota, Sordariomycetes, Hypocreales, Bionectriaceae.
GCUGCUUCAUGCUCACAAAGACCACCCGCAUCUCGUUUCCCCAGAACUCAUAGUUCAAAUUGAUCAAGUGCACUCUUCCAUAUCAAUCGUUUCACCGCGUUACUCGAAUUACAAGACCGGCGUAGAACGAUGGGUGUUUUCGAAGAGGCAAAGUGCGCUGAAGCGCCUGCUACUACUCCGAGCGACGCGGGCGUCGCUGGUACUGGUAUCCUGUUAUCUUUCAUGAUCACGGCUUUCUUGGCCACCAUCCUCUCAUUGUCCGUGAUCGCCUCCGAAUUCCGAGGCAAAUCCACCAACAUUCGCCGCAAGUUGCUCGAUGGCUACAGCGAUUCCCAACUUGUGCAGGGUAUCGGUAUUCAGAGUGUUGGCCUGGCGAAAAUGAACACAAUGGUGCCUUACCACUUCUUCCUCAUAUGGAUGCUCUCGUUAUUGUCCAUGGCGACCCACAACGCCACUCUCUUGGCACUCGUACACGACUAUCGUCGCGACUGGGUUGUGAGAUGGCUGCGGCAGUUCCUCAUGUUUGUGAACCUCGCCUUGUCCUGCGUCUGCGGCAUCUUCAUCCUCCAGGCUGUCGCAAAGGGUCUUGAUGAUCAGACUUUGCCAAUCGCCUGCGUCUGGGAGGUAGGCGGGAAUGGGGCUCCGUCCAACGCAGGGCUAUCCUACGUUGGCACCAUUGUCGUCAUAGUGGGCAACUGCGCUGUCUUUGCCCUGGCAACAUGGUACCUUCACAGCGCAAGGCAGAGAUUUUUCAAGAUCAUCCAAGGCGUUGGAAUUUUCUUAAUGGCGGCCAUUGCCAUUGGGGCUGCCGUUCGCAUCAUACUUCUAUCUCAGGCCUUUGGGAAUCCUUCAGUUGAGCUGGAUGACCAAGGCGAGAAGGAGUGGAGUUUUGGGCAGCUCUUGUCCAUGCUGUUAUUAGUUCUUCCAUUGGUAUCGGUGGUUGAGAUCUAUCGUGGAGAGAUGACACUUACAUCGACCGUCAAGGAGCAGCGUGGCCGCGUUCUUGACAACGAGAUGCAAACGUUCCUGAAGUGAGGAUCGAACCGAGCCAAGCACCUGCCACCCCGAGUUGUUGAAUGUGUUAUAUUGAGGCUCACGGCCUCUGCU